AUGCGGACCCACCCUAAUUUGCAUAACCCCACCCAGCAUCGCAUGUCAAUCACGCAGCACCCCUUUGGCCACGCCCCUUCCGUCUCCUUCCCCGCCCCCUCCCCGCCCUCCCCCAGCCGCGCCUCGCGCCCGGCCGCUCCCGCGAUAUCUGCUCCCGGAAGUGACCUCAGCCGAGCCGGAAGCGGCGCAGCCGAGCCGGAAGCGGCGCAGCCGAGCCGGAAGCGGCACAGCCGAGCCGGAAGCGGCGCAGCCGAGCCGGAAGCGGGCGCUGAGGCGGAAGCGGACGCUGAGGCGGAAGCGGGCGCUGAGGCGGAAGCGGACGCUGAGGCGGAAGCGGGCGCGCUUUGCGUCGUCCCCUCGCGGCAGAACCAGAAGCUGCCUGCGGUGUUCAGAGUCAGACGAGAGGUGCCGGGGCAGACAGCAGCCGAGCACUCUCCAAUAGCCCCAGGGGGAUCCAAGCUGCCUUCACAACAUGGCUCCCAGGCAGCUGGAGGGGCUGCCCAGGCAGAUGCAAAGACAGGGCAGCAAGUGGCCCAGUCUGAGUCAAAUCCAGCUGAAAAGAGCAAGCAGAAUGGAGAGGUGGCAGACACCAGCCAGGGCAGCACAGGUGUGACUGGGACAGGCGGGCACACGGGGCAGGAGCCUCGAGACAGCGGCGCAGGUGGCAGCCAAGGCAACCAGAAUGGCAAUGGCCAGGGUGGCACUGGCCAGGGUGGCACUGGCCAGGGUGUCCAGAAUAGCGAUGGCCACAGUGACACUGAGAACAACCACAACCAGCAGGAUGGCACCAGCAGUGACGGUGCCAACCAGGGCGGCGAUGAUGCCAGCCAGGACAACCCAAACGCCUCUGCAGCUGAUGACAGCAGCAUCUUGGAGGAUGAAGAAAGCCUCGAUGAGGGUGAGGCUAAGGAUGGUGGUGAUGCCUCCUGGACCCAGCAGAGGGAGAAGAGCUUCCCUGGUGCCAGGGGGCAGUCAGAGAGCAGCCACUUCUUUGCCUACCUGGUGAGCACUGCCCUGGUGGUGGCCGCGCUCUACGUCGCCUACCACAACAAGCGCAAGAUCAUUGCCUUCGCUCUGGAGGGGAAGAGGUCCAGGAGCAGCCGGAGGCCCAAGGCCGGUGACUACCAGAGGCUGGACCAGAAGCUCUAGGUUCCCACCUUGGAUCUCCAGUGGGCUGUUGGUUGGCCUCCAGCUGCAUGGAGCAGGGCCCUGUGCUGCUGCCAGCUGUGGCUGUGCUGCUGCCAGCUGUGGCUGUGCUGCUGCCAGCUGUGGCUGUGCUGCUGCCAGCUGUGCUGUGCUGCUGCCAGCUGUGGCUGUGCUGCUGCCAGCUGUGCUGUGCUGCUGC
Molecule: messenger RNA, 1345 nt
Organism: Dryobates pubescens (Downy woodpecker)
Lineage: Eukaryota; Metazoa; Chordata; Aves; Piciformes; Picidae
Gene: TGOLN2
Product: trans-golgi network protein 2
Exons: 6
Coding region: 1-1149 (382 amino acids)
Source: RefSeq, a predicted model, not a curated record